Molecule: messenger RNA, 2708 nt
Organism: Stegastes partitus (bicolor damselfish)
Lineage: Eukaryota; Metazoa; Chordata; Actinopteri; Pomacentridae
Gene: sybu
Product: syntabulin (syntaxin-interacting)
Exons: 8
Coding region: 97-2070 (657 amino acids)
Biological process (GO): axonal transport of mitochondrion; synapse maturation
Cellular component (GO): cytoplasmic microtubule
Source: RefSeq, a predicted model, not a curated record
GCAGGAGCGACCCUUUGUGCUUCACCAGCUGACGCGCAUCCUUCUGAGAGAAAGCACCAUCAAGCAUCCAGGCAGGGGAGAACGCUGUGAAGCACAAUGGGACCGUUCCAAGAAUAUGAGGAAAAGAAAUCUCCAGAGAAAGGAAGCCCCCGCAGCCGCAUCCCACGUUUGGUCCUCCAUCCUUUCCGACCAAAAGACAAAGGAUCGCCUUUGUCUGAUUCGCCAUUUUCCGAGGAGGAGGGCAAGGAGUGCGACAUGAGCUCCGACCACUCCAAGAGGACCAUCAGCACCAACAGUUUUUGCUCUGAUGACACCGGCUGCCCCACUAGUCAGUCUGUGUCCCCCUCCAAAACCCCGUCAGGCUCAGAGCAGAGUGCCCACGGAUCGCCCAUACUUCCCGAGCGCAAGACCAAAGUGAAGAGGGUCAGGGUGAUGGCCGAGUGGAGCGGCGAGGGCCGGAGCGCGCAGAGGCACAAGAGGGAGCUGAGGUCGGCAAUGAAGGCCAGAGGUAGCGAGGCAGACUUCAGCUCUUCCAGCAGCACAGGCAGCCUAAAGACCAGGGACAACCUCACGUCCAAUUCAACUGGAAAGAAAGCUCCGUCACGCAGUCGCGGCAGUCACAUACGAUCGCUCCCAGUGUUUAAACCAGCUGGAUGCCCAACAACCAACCGCGAUGCAGAGCUCUACGCUCCCUACAGGACUCCCCCCAGAGCUGCCUCCUCCACCAACAGCAGCUGCAACUCCAGCCCAACCUCCAGAAGAGCGAACCUGGGCCGCUACCACUCGUGUGGAGACAAUCAUGGCAUCAGGCCCCCAAAUCCCGAGCAGUACCUCACCCCUCUGCAGCAGAAGGAGGUGACCAUAAGACACCUGAGGACCAAACUGUUGGAGUCUGAGAACAGAGUCCAUGACAGAGAGGCGGAGAUUGAGGAGCUUAAGACCCAGCUUAGCAGGAUGAGGGAAGACUGGAUUGAAGAGGAAUGCCACCGGGUGGAGGCUCAACUGUCCCUUAAAGAAGCUCGUAAAGAGAUAAAACAGCUGCGUCAGGUGGUGGAAACCAUGAAGAGCAGUCUCAUGGAGAAGGAUAAGGGAAUACAGAAGUACUUCAUUGACAUCAAUAUCCAAAACAGGAAGUUGGAGUCCCUACUGCAAAGCAUGGAGCUUGCCCAGAGUGGCAGCAACCUCCAAGACGAAAACACCUUGGACCUUAUCUUCGACAGCCCCGAUAGCGGCGGGAAGAAGAUGGUGGGGGAGGAAGAGGGUGGUAUGGAGCUGGGAGACCAUGGGGCGGAGGCGAUGGCAGACAGUGGGUUGCUGGUGAAUGAUGAGAUGGCCAACAGAGCGGACAUUUUGGAGCAGGUCUUCAUGUCCACUGCAGUGGAUUUCAAUCAGGACUCCAGUAGCAAGCUGAGGGCUGGGGCAGAGUCAAAAGAGGGACAGUUGAUUGACCAGUCUUCUGCAUCCCCACCACCUCUCCCAAACACCACACUCCCCAUCUCUUCAAGCACACUCUCCAUGCAAAGCACAGAAGAUAAAGAAAUCCAGACCGACGUACCGCCCAUAUCCCCAGAACUGCAGGCUCUGCUCCUUCAGCUGCUCAAGUUCCACGGUGCAACAGUGGAGGAUGCAGCUCUAUCAGCCCCCAGUGGUCUUCUGGGAUUCCCAGACAUACCAACCUCCACUUCCUCUACUGCCAUUCAUCCAAACUCAACUCCUUCCCAAGCCAACAUCUUUCCAGAACCCCCCGAAACAUCCACUAAUUCGAGCGUAUGUUGUUCAGAGCCUGCAGAGAGCAGACGGUUUAUGGAGGAGCUGGACUUUGGUGUUACUGAGGCAGAACCUUGUCCUUCAUCGGGACUGGAUGUGGUCGACAAGCGUUACUGGAGCAACAGCUUCCUGGUGGAUCUGGUUGCAGUCGCCGCUCCAGUGUUGCCCACAGUGGCCUGGCUGUACUCGCGGCACGGGGUAGAUGGAAGUGCUCCAGUGUACAACAUUGCUGCUCUCAUCAGGGGCUGUUGCAUCAUGGGAUUGCACUCACUUCGUCACGUCACUCACAGGCAGAAUGCGUAAAGGCUUCCAACCCGCAUGCAAGCACCUAACCUAAAAGCACUUAAGCAUCGUGUAAGACCUAGGUUUUGUUCAACACUUGAUAAUAUCAAUGCAGUUAUUUUGAUUCCCACACUGUUACUUUGCACUGUACAGUUGCCAUGAGUUGAAGAUAAGUGGUGACCAGAAAGGGAUUAUUUAUGACAGGGUUUAUUUAUGUAUUUAUUUAUCAUUUACAUGUAUAAGCAAAUCAUCUGGGUAGAUGGUUAUGUGUUAUCAUUGUCCUGUGGUGUACCUAGUUGUUCUUGUGUUUGGAAAAAAAAAAAAACAACCUUUGUUUGGAUGAGAGAUUUUUAGAGGGUGAAAGACUGAAUGUUAGUUUCUGUUUGACGGGUUCUGAAAUCUCUUUGCGUUGUUGUUCAAAAGAAACCUUAAACCUUCAGCCAAAGCUUUAACGUGAGUUCACUGUUUUUGUGAAGUAUCUAUAUUUUUUUUCCUCACUGGGUGUAGAGCUUUACUUGGUACAGCCUCUGUAUUGUUCAUAGAAAUAAGUUGAUGCUUCUAAGCAACUGACACUUGUUAUGUGCCUGAGCAAUGUGCAAUACUGGCGGUUUACAUCAAAUGUAAUUGUAUCUUUAUUAUUAAAGCAUGAUUAUUCUGGC